AUAGCUAUCAUUAGUAACAAAGGUAAACACAACACAAAACUCAUCUUAACCUCUUCAAGUUUAAUUUUUUCUUCAAAACUCAACUUCCAAAGGAAAGCAGCAGCUGAGCCUGAGCCUGAGCCUGAGGAAGCUUUACAACACGUUCUCUUGGCCUUAUUCUUUUCCUCCUUUUGUGCCUGAGAUCUUGCACUUAGCUUGGAACUUUGGUGUAAAUCCAGAGAUGGGUUUUCUCUUCACUUCGGCAAGUUGCAAAGAUGCGAUGUGACUUGAUGCAGUAUUCGGAUUUUGUACUUGAUAAUCUGAUCUGGGUCUUGCUAGUUUUCCCUCGUAUCCUCUGUUUUUAUGAGCACUUGUGUUGAUGAGAUCGACCAAUUCAGCAUUCUUGGGUAUUUUCUGAUUCAGCAUCGUGAUCCGGUAACCCUUUUUGAUUUUAAAUCCAAUGGAAGAAGAUCAAGAACUCAAACACGCGUGCAAGUUCUGCAGCAAGAGCUUCCCUUGUGGUAGAUCCUUGGGAGGUCACGUGAGGUCUCACGUGAUCAAUGUUUCCGCUGAGACAGAGGAGAAGUUUGCAACAACGAGGAAGCUUUCAUCUCUUAACAACAACAACAACAACAACAAUGAUGGAGAUCACACAGGAAGAGAAGGUUCUGAAGCAGGAACUAAUAAUGCUGGUUAUGGUCUUAGAGAAAACCCCAAGAAAACUUGGAGACUCACAGAUAAAAGUGAAGACACUUCUGUGUUGGACAAGUUCUGCAGAGAAUGUGGUAAAGGGUUUCCCUCUUGGAAAGCUUUGUUUGGUCACAUGAAGUGCCAUUCUGAGAAAGAAAGAGUGUCCAAUAACAGCUUCGGUGAUCAAGAUUCAUGGACUAACAAUGCUAGCCAAUCUGAUGAUGAAGCCACUGCUCCCAAUCGAAGGAAAAGAUCCAAGAGAAGAACAAGGUACCUGACCCCAUCAACUUCUUCUUUGUCCUUUGCUACCAAUCCUUCAUCUUCUGUUUCUGAGGCUGAACAUGAACACGAAGAGGUUGCUAUGAGCUUGAUGAUGCUUAGCAGGGAUUUGAGUCCUUGGGGUGGUUUGGAUUUUGUUGUUGAGUCCUCUCACAAUAACUCUUUGCACUUGGAAGCAUCAUCUUCUGUUCCCACUAAUAAUAUGGUUUCUAAGAUUGAUGGCAAGAGGCUUGGCAAUUGGGUUUCUUCAAAUCUCAACUCCAAAGGAAAAAGUUCAGAACUUUUGGAUACUGAGAGUCCUGUGAAUGGAUUUAGGAUGAACAAAACAAGAGUUUCCAUUAAUGGGUUCAUCAAGAAUGGGAAGGAUAAGAAUUCUGAGCUUGAUUCUCAGCCUGCAUAUGAUGCCAAUGGAACAGAAUUAGUUUUGUCAAAUUCGGCUACUAGUAAAAAGUACACUCCAAUCAAGGCAAAGUUUUUGGAUUCUGAAUCCAAGUCAAGUUCUUUGAAGAAUUGUGUUAGCAAGCCUUCAGAAGCUGAAUUCAGCAAGAGCUCUCACAAGAGAGGCAAGUUUGAGUGUACUACUUGCAACAAAAUCUUCCACUCCUACCAAGCUCUUGGAGGCCAUAGAGCUAGUCAUAAGAAGAUCAAAGGUUGCUUUGCUUCAAGAAGUGAAAACAGCAUUGAAUUUGAAGCAGACCUCUACCCUGACCCAACAACAACAACAACAGAAAGCAAGCUCAUGAAGAAUAGUGAUAUCAAUGAAUAUAAGGAAGAACAUGAAGUGGAUAGAGUCUCCAAGAAGAACAAAGGGCACGAGUGCCCAAUUUGCCUCAAGGUUUUUCCUUCAGGGCAAGCCUUGGGUGGCCACAAAAGAUCUCAUUUGGCUGGUGGGUUUGAGGGUAGAAACUUUCAAAGUCAAAUUCAGGAAUCAGUCCCAGAAAUUAGGGAAUUCCUUGAUCUUAAUAUUCCUGCUCCUACAGAUGAUGAAAGUAAUAGCAAUGUCACUGAGCCUUAUAGACCCUGGUGGGUACUUGGAGGUAUCCACAAGCAGGAGGCACUGGUAGGCCUCAUGUCUAACUAA
Molecule: messenger RNA, 2029 nt
Organism: Gastrolobium bilobum
Lineage: Eukaryota; Viridiplantae; Streptophyta; Magnoliopsida; Fabales; Fabaceae
Exons: 1
Coding region: 440-2029 (529 amino acids)
Source: RefSeq, a predicted model, not a curated record